AUGAAUCAGUCUAUCGCCAUCACCUCCACUGCAAAACCAACUCAGAAGUCAUCUUUUGAAAGAGAAGGAUGGUGGAGAAUAGCAUUAACAAACACUCCUAAUCCUGGCACUUACCACUUGAAAACUUUUAUUGAAGAAUCCCUGUUAAAUCCAGUGAUAGCAACCUACAAUUUUAAAAAUGAAGGAAGGAAAAAACCACCUCUUUUGCAAAGAAAUGAUCCGGUGCUGAAUGACCUUCCCCAGUACAUGCCUCCUGACUUCUUGGACUUGUUAAAGAAGCAAGUGGCCACUUACUCAUUUAAGGACAAACCGCGGUCAAGCCCCAGCAUGCUGGUUUACAGAGAUCAGUCAGUUAAGCUUUCACCAGGGCAAUACGAGCUACUUCCUCCACCAGUUCCCAAGCAAGCUUCCAGGAGCUUUGUAUUUCGUUCUACAGUUCAAAGGUUUCCAACAGGCUGCUUCAUUCCUCGUGAAGGCCCAGGACCAGGUCAUUAUGACUUGAAAAUACCUUCGGCAAGUUCUGUUACUUCUUGUUUUCAAUCCAGAGUACCUCGAUUCUUGCCUGCCUGUUCAAAAACCCCGGGCCCAGGAGCAUAUACCGCUUCAGCGCAAUUCCCCAAGCAGCCCCGUACCAUAGCCAAAAUGGGCCGAGAACACAGCCUUUUCUUCAAUAACAAUUGGCUUUUAAAAUAAAUAAACCCCACCUUGGCCCUAAGCAACUCUCGAGUUUUAGUAAGUUCUAUUUUGUCUCCUCUUUAGGAGAGUUUGACCACAGACCACAUUCGAUUGCCUGGCCUGACUGCCCAGCCUACUUAUCUGGAAUAGUUCCAGCAAAAUGUCCAGUUCUCGCUCAGAAGUCUCCCGGUUUGAACAGUAAAUUAUAUGCCUUCUCUGUGUGUUGUCAGAGGCUGUGUCCCCAGAGGCUGUGUCCCUGAACUGUGCUCACAGCACCCGGACAGGCCUUGAGGUGUCAGAUGGGCUCUGUGUGGCCUUGGACUCUCUAGCUGAGUCUCCACUGCCCUGAGGUUGUCAUUCCUCAUGGACUCCUGGAGGCUUCAACAAGGGCCAUCCUGAACUUGACGGGGACCCAAU
Molecule: messenger RNA, 1092 nt
Organism: Cervus elaphus (red deer)
Lineage: Eukaryota; Metazoa; Chordata; Mammalia; Artiodactyla; Cervidae
Gene: STPG4
Product: sperm-tail PG-rich repeat containing 4
Biological process (GO): epigenetic programing of male pronucleus
Cellular component (GO): germinal vesicle; female pronucleus; male pronucleus
Molecular function (GO): histone binding; chromatin binding
Source: RefSeq, a predicted model, not a curated record